AUGGGCAAACUGAAGCGUCGUUCGCCUCGUUCAUUUCGCUCCGACGAACAAUCGGAUUGCGCGGUUUGUGGUCGUCUAACACGUGCCUACUUCUACAAGCUCUACGUGUGUUGUGCCUGCACCAUGUUCUACAGAAGGUAAUUGGAUUAGAGAUUAUACUACGCUUUAUUUUUGUUUGUAGUUUGGAGUUGUGAGAUGAGUCAUUUUUAGUUUGUGGUCAAGGGUGCCAAAAAAGUAAAAAUUAUCAUGAAUAAUAAGUUGUAUAAAAAAGAAUGAGCUACUUUUCAGCGCUUGGCGGAGGAAGUGUAGCUUGUAAUAUACAUUAAAUUUUAUGGUUUCUUAAUUUUACCACUAGUCGUAAUUGUUUUUAAAUUUAAAUUUUUUGAAAUUUUUAAAAAUUUUAAACUUUUUUAAAUUUUUUAAAUUUUCGAUAUUUUAAAUUUUACACCAUAACGCUCGUCGCUAAUACAAUCCCAAACUACUUUGUAUAAAAAGUAAUGAGCUAUCGAACUCCAUAUCUAUAAGACGUUUAGCUCAUUACUUUUUAUACAAACUAAUGAUUAAUGUUGUUAAACGUUUGAUAUCAGGCUAUUUAAAGCAGUAGCAAAAACUGUAAAGCAAGUCUCUUAAACAAUUUUUUAUGGACUUUACAAUAGUAUAUAAAUCAUGCCAAAUAAUGCUCGUGUACUAGUGUAAAGUUGAGACUUUUGUUGUUGACGGGUUAGACAGUCGUAAAUCACAUUUAACUUAAUUUUGGCUCAUCUUAUCAGUCAGAAAUGUACCUGACCGGCAAGACUUAUUUUCUCAAAUGUUUUUUUAAUUUGUAAGCCUAACUUAACUAGAACCUUAAAAAAUUAUCUGCAAACCAAUGCCCAAACCAAGUAUAAUAUCCAAAUAUUUCCAGAAACUUCCGCUCCUACCCUCGAGCUCAAUGUCGUUUCCGAGACGAAAGCUGUAACCUGAAGUCAGGUCCACGUCGAUUCUGCUUACGAUGUCGCCUAAGUGCUUGUCGUAGUCUAGGUCUUCGAAUGUGGGGCAAGAACCUGGUAGUCCAGGCCAAUGGAAUGCCAGUUGAUGACAUUCCAGAAGAGAAGCUUGAAGUUGUACCAUUAGACAGUGAACUUGAUGUGAAUGUUGAACAAACACAGUUCAUUUGUUCACCAGCUUCUUCUAGCAGUUCUGGUUGUAGCAGUAGUGGGUACAGUAGCGCAUCGUCGUCGAUUUUUGAUGAACCAAGUGUGGUUGAUGAAUACCUACAGUUUUUGAAUUAUAAAGCUGUUGAACUGCCUACUUUGAAGUGAGUUUGGAUUUAAAUAGUGUUUUAGGGUAUAGCUUAUUUUGGCUUUAAAAUUAUUUUUAAAAUUUUGGUUUUUUGACGAAAUGUCACAUUUUUAUCGAUUUUGAAAAAAAGCAAUAACGAAAUGUCAAAUUUAGAAAAUAUUUUCUAGUUCGUUUUUUUUUUGUUAAUUAUUAUGUAAAUUUACUUUUUAACAAAAUGUCACACUUUUUAUUGAUUUUUGAAAAAAACUAAUAACGAAGUGUCAAAAAAGUCGUAAAACUAAAAAAAAUAUUUUUAAAAAAAUUUAUUUUAGAAAAAUGACAAACCUGUUCCGCCAGUUCGAUGACCAACAGAAGUUUAUCUCUUCUUAUCAGCAAAAAUCAGAAAUUUUUGAUUACACAGUAACCGACCUGAUGUACAUGGAUCAUGUUCAAUUCAAAGAGCUGGAACCAAAGAUUUUAAAAUUAUCGGCCAAUUUAAUAACUGGGUUUCUCAGUCAAUUUUCGACGACACAACACACGACGGUGCAAAUUGUGAAAGAAGUAAUGUAUGAAAUGUCAUUUUACCACAAGAUCAUACAGACGAUACGACAAUAUCCAGUAAAGUCAAGUGAACUGUCAUUAUUUAGUGGAUAUUAUAGUGAUCUGACUGAUCUGGAGAACUACUUUGUUGAUGUGGUGGACACGGUAGGUUUUGACAAUUUUUGGUUGGAUUACUGUAGUUUUUAAGGUUAGAGAAAUUUCAAUAUAUACGCAGUAAAGAAAUUUUUUUUUGCUUUUCAAAAAUAAAUUUAUAAAUAAAAAAAACAUAUGAUAUUAUCAAAAUUUCAAGUAUAUAUUUUUAGCCAUAUUACCACCACGUUUGUAACACGUUACACUUGUUCAUCAACAACUUGUACUGUUUGGUAGAUGAAGCCAGGAAAAUGCAGUUACACCCUGUUGAGAUAUCGUAUCUUCUUGGUCAAACGAUCUUCGGUUACUGUAAGUUUUUAGUACUUUUACUCAAACUUACUUUUCACACUUUUAAGUUUUUUGACAUUUCGUCAUCGUUUUUUUGAAAUCUGAAAAAUCAAUAAUUUUUUUUGACAUUUUGUAAACUUUUUAAAUAUUUGAAAAUGUACAAAAGAUUUUCAGCUCAUAAAAUUUUUGACAUUUUGUUAUUGAUUUUUUGAAAUUGCUAAAAAUCAAUAAUUUAUUGACAUUUCGUUAUCGACUUUUUCAAAUAAGAAAAAUUAGUAACUUUUUUGACAUUUUGCUUAAAAAAACGAAAAGUUUAUCAAAAAAUCAUUUUUAAAAUUCAAAAAUUUCAGUAGAACCAUCAGAAUCCGCAUCGAUGUUCGCUCACAAUUUGUCAAUGGAGUUUUGGAGAUACUUCGAGAUAAAUUACAGUACCGCCGACCGUUUCCUUUGCUUAACAACAUUUUCAAACUCUGUCAAAAACCUAAUCAUAACUUACAAACAAGCGGUGGAAGAGAUAUCGGCCAUUUCGGACGCUGUUAUGGCGCCUGUAAAUGGAGAAUUGGACGAUAAUCUCAUUUUGAAUAUGAUCAAUUUGCAUAAUAAAUUUUGA
Molecule: messenger RNA, 2848 nt
Organism: Bursaphelenchus okinawaensis
Lineage: Eukaryota; Metazoa; Nematoda; Chromadorea; Rhabditida; Aphelenchoididae
Source: the annotation of a GenBank genome assembly